AAGUAAAAGUAAAACACCAAGAGUUCUGCACUCACGCGCGCCAGACAUCCCGCCCCACCCUCCACCACGUACCCCCCACCGAUUCUCCCCCCCAAACGGAACGGAAUAGAACGGCGAACAUGUCUACCCAGGAGAUCACCAAGAAGCGGAAGCGAUCGGACAAGGCCUCGGACGAUGUAGUGACGGCGACGGUGAAGGGCGACAAGGCGGAGAAGACCGAGAAGCCCGAGAAGACGGCGAAGUCGGGCGAGAGCAAGAAACGGAAAUCCGACAAAGUGCAAGACGCGGAAGUGCAAGAAGUGGGGGACAAGAAGAGCCGAAAGAAGAAGAAGCGCUCGAAGGAGGAGGAGGCCGCCGAGGGUGAGGGCGACGCUACCACCACGGUAGAGGCUGCUGCUGCAACAGUCGGAAGCGCCGCCCAGGAGGAGAAGCCUGCGAAAACCAAGAAGAAGAAGGUGGAGGCUGCUGCUGCCACCGUGAAAGGUGAUAAGGAGGAGAAGUCUGCAAAGCCGAAGACGAAGAAGAAGAAGCCUGCGGCGAAGAAGGACCCGAAAUCGAAGGACACCACCACGGAAGGAGGAGAAGAUGCGGCGGAGUCCACGGAAGCGAAGAAAAAGUCGCGGUUCAUAGUCUUCAUCGGCAACCUCCCCUACACAGCCACGAAGGCCACCGUGACCACGCACUUCGCCGCCGUCGAGCCUACCUCCGUCCGUCUGCUCACCAUGAAGGACAACCCGACCAAAUGCAAGGGCUACGCGUUCCUCGAGUUCGCACGCUACGACAAGAUGGAGCUGUGCCUGUCGAAAUUCCACCACAGCAUGUUUAACGAUGGAAAGUCGGAGCCGAGGAAGAUCAAUGUCGAGUUGACGUACGUUUUUCCUCCCCAACCCUGGAUGGAUGGAUGGAUGGCUGAACUGACUGUUCGGGAUAUACAGUGCGGGAGGUGGCGGAGGGAAGAGUAAAGUGCGCAGGGAUAAACUGGCGGUCAAGAACGAGAAGCUGCGCGAGGAGCGACAGCGUACGGCUGCGGAGCGGGUGAAGGACAGGAGUGAGCGUAAGGCUCAGGCCGACGAUGAGGGCAAUGGGAUGCACCCGAGCCGAAGACGUCGUCUGGAUUAAUUAGCAAUUGUCGUGCGCUGGAAGGUCACAUCGGUAUCUGUAAGCUUUGGAAUGUUCACAUCAGUAUGUGUGAGCUCUGGAAAGGUCACCGCGAGGUAUAGAGAUCUAGUCAGAUAGAUGGAAAGGAA
Molecule: messenger RNA, 1247 nt
Organism: Tricharina praecox
Lineage: Eukaryota; Fungi; Ascomycota; Pezizomycetes; Pezizales; Pyronemataceae
Exons: 2
Coding region: 120-962 (280 amino acids)
Molecular function (GO): RNA binding
Source: RefSeq, a predicted model, not a curated record